This is a messenger RNA of Diaporthe batatas, 1382 nucleotides long. Its product is annotated as prohibitin subunit PHB2. NCBI's taxonomy places the organism in Eukaryota, Fungi, Ascomycota, Sordariomycetes, Diaporthales, Diaporthaceae. Gene Ontology annotation, cellular component: membrane; mitochondrion. Gene Ontology annotation, biological process: mitochondrion organization. The record is from RefSeq and is a predicted model, not a curated record. The coding region runs from base 337 to 1263 and encodes 308 amino acids. The transcript has 3 exons.
CCAGAAGUGUGCUGGGAAUUGGCAUCUGCUCGAAUCUGCAACUGACAUCAGGUCUGGGUAGCCCCUGCAAGCCGUGAGAAAGUUUUCUGGUCCAAGCUUCCCCAGGAUUUGGCAGCUUUGCCUGCCCAGUGCUGAGCUCGGCAAGGUCCUGAUCCCUGUCAGAAGGCAAGUCAAUGAUCACCCCAGAGCUGGGAGCUCUAGGCUGAGAUGCAGAUUAUGGCCUAGCUGCCACACCCGUCACACACACGGUUGAGCCUCCACUCUCCGACACCCCAUACCCACCUCCCAAGCCUUCCUUGCUCGACAGCGCAACGAGCUUGCCCAGUAUCGCCCACCAUGUCCAACCGGAGUCCCAUGGAGGAGUACGCGCAGCGCCUGCAGGCCAUGGCCAGGUCAGGCCGCGGUGGUGGUUUCCCUGGUGGCAGGCCCCCGCCAGGAACCGGCUUUGCCCUGACCGGCGCCGUCGCCCUCCUGGCAGGCGGCUGGUUCCUCAGCAAUGCCCUCUUCAACGUCGACGGUGGUCACAGGGCGAUCAAGUACAGGCGCAUAAGCGGUGUCAGCAAGGAGAUCUACAGCGAGGGAACACACUUCAUGGUCCCGUGGUUUGAGACUCCCAUCACCUACGAUAUCCGAGCGAAGCCCCGAAACGUCUCGUCGCUCACCGGCACCAAGGACCUGCAGAUGGUCAACAUCACCUGCCGUGUCCUGUCAAGACCGGACAUCAAGUCCCUGCCUCAGAUCUACCGAACCCUCGGCCAGGACUACGACGAGCGGGUCCUUCCUUCAAUCGUCAACGAGGUGCUCAAGAGCGUGGUGGCCCAGUUCAACGCGAGCCAGCUCAUCACACAGAGAGAAAUGGUCGCGAGACUGGUCCGCGAGAACCUGUCCAGGAGAGCGCAACGGUUUAACAUUCUGCUGGACGAUGUGUCGCUGACCCACCUUGCAUUCUCGCCAGAGUUCACAGCUGCCGUGGAGGCGAAACAGGUGGCACAGCAGGAUGCGCAGCGCGCGGCCUUUGUCGUCGACAAGGCCCGCCAGGAGAAGCAGGCGAUGGUCGUCAAGGCUCAGGGUGAGGCGCGCUCUGCGGAGCUGAUUGGCGAGGCCAUCAAGAAGAACAAGGCCUACGUGGAGUUGAAGAAGCUGGAGAACGCGAGGGCCAUUGCUGCCAUCAUACAGGAGAACGGUGGCAAGAACCGGUUGCUCCUGGAUGCUGAGGGACUGGGGCUCAACGUUUUUGAGAAGGUCGAGGGAGAGAAGAAAUAGGCUCGACGAUGAUGCGUGGGCUCUUGCCUCGUCGAGCGGUAGUAUGUCCUUCACGUCAAAAGCGCCUGUGUAAGAUUAAUACGACUCAACUUUGCCCAGGUACAAUUUGAUGCCUCAAA